AUGUCUGUCGCCUCCUCCCACCACCUGCGGCCGUCGCCGGCGGCGGCGGGCCCGGCGCGGCGGCCGGGCUGCGCCGCAGCGCCGCGCGUGUCGCUCUGGCCAGCCGGUGCCUCGCCCCCGUACCGCGGCCGCUGCACCGUCGUGGCGGCGGCGGCGGCGCCUGCCGCGGGCGCCGGCGGCGAGGCAGCCUCGGCCCCCGCCGCCGUGUCGGCGGUCGCCCCCGCGGCCGCCGCCAGGGACAACGCCAAAUGCAGGGUGCGGCGGCACACGAUUUCGGUGUUCGUCGGGGACGAGAGCGGCAUGAUCAACCGGAUCGCCGGGGUCUUCGCCAGGAGAGGCUACAACAUCGAGUCGCUCGCCGUGGGGCUCAACAAGGACAAGGCGCUCUUCACCAUUGUCGUCUCCGGGACCGACAGGGUGCUCAACCAAGUCAUCGAGCAGCUCAAUAAGCUUGUCAACGUCCUCAGUGUCGAAGAUUUAUCUAAAGAACCUCAGGUUGAAAGAGAGCUGAUGCUUAUAAAACUAAACGUUGAACCUGAUCAGCGCCCUGAGGUCAUGGUUUUAGUUGAUAUUUUCAGAGCAAAAGUUGUUGAUAUAUCUGAGAAAACACUUACCAUAGAGGUAGCUGGAGAUCCUGGCAAAAUUGCUGCAGUGCAGAGGAAUCUAAGGAGAUUCGGAAUCAAAGAAAUUUGCAGGACAGGAAAAAUUGCUUUGAGACGUGAAAAGAUUGGUGCAACAGCCCGUUUCUGGCAAUUUUCUGCUGCUUCUUACCCAGACCUUAUAGAGGCAUUGCCGAAAAAUCCAAUUACAUCUGUAAAUAGGACAGUGAAUGGCAGUUUUGAUCAACCAUCCAAUGCUGGGGGUGAUGUCUAUCCUGUGGAAUCUUACGAGAGCUUAUCAGCAAACCAUGUACUUGAUGCUCAUUGGGGUGUUCUGGAUGAUGAUGAUGAUGCAACUGGACUUCGCUCGCAUACCCUCUCCAUCCUUGUGAAUGACUGUCCUGGUGUCCUCAACAUUGUAACAGGAGUCUUUGCUCGCAGGGGCUACAAUAUACAGAGCCUUGCUGUUGGCCCAGCUGAGAAGGAAGGCAUUUCGCGUAUUACAACAGUUGUUCCUGGUACCGUUGAAUCCAUUGAGAAGUUAGUUCAGCAGCUUUACAAGCUUGUUGAUGUGCAUGAAGUUCAUGACAUUACCCCCUCACCUUUUGCUGAAAGGGAACUGAUGCUUAUUAAGGUUUCUGUAAACACUGCUGCUCGGAGGGAAAUCCUAGAUAUUGCCGAAAUCUUCCGAGCAAAACCUGUUGAUGUUUCUGACCAUACAGUAACGCUUCAGCUUACUGGAGAUUUUGACAAGAUGGUUGCACUACAAAGGUUAUUGGAGCCAUAUGGCAUCUGCGAGGUCGCCAGAACUGGACGAGUGGCACUGGUCCGUGAAUCGAAGGUCGACUCCAAGUACCUACGCGGCUACUCUCUUCCAUUGUAG
Messenger RNA from Miscanthus lutarioriparius, 1482 nucleotides. Lineage: Eukaryota; Viridiplantae; Streptophyta; Magnoliopsida; Poales; Poaceae. The record is from the annotation of a GenBank genome assembly.